Papilio polytes (common Mormon) is the source of this 2710-nucleotide messenger RNA. RefSeq lists its product as uncharacterized. Bases 314 to 2581 code for a protein of 755 amino acids. Lineage: Eukaryota; Metazoa; Arthropoda; Insecta; Lepidoptera; Papilionidae. Gene Ontology annotation, molecular function: nucleic acid binding; zinc ion binding. The transcript is spliced from 3 exons. The record is from RefSeq and is a predicted model, not a curated record.
GUCUUCUUUGGCCUCCAUUAUUGCCUAACAUGUCACCAAAAGACUGUCAGAUGCCCGUACACACAAAUUAAGCGGUACCCAGCUGCCAUGCACAAAAUCAAGAUUUGCAGAUCUUGAAAUGCGGCAAUAAUCUACACAACAGUCAUUUUACGAACAAAAUUCACAAUACAAUACAUUCAGGAUCAAAAUCAACGCACAAACGAAUACGGGCAUCAAACCGCUUAAAGCCAUAAAAACCAGGCUGACUAUAAUCUUGGUAGAAACCGAGACAGGUCAUAAGUGAAAGUGUAUUUUAUAAACAAUAUUAUCAACAAUGGACAAGAAAUCAAUUGAAGAUUUAACUAAAUCUAUGUCCGAGUUAACUUUACUCUCAUUUAGGAAGUUAGAUGAAGUGAAAAAGUUGGCGAGACAUUUGAAAUAUGUUAUAAAUCAUCCGUUAACUCAAGCAAAUCCAGUGGUGCUAAAAUAUUUGAAGAAUAUGGAUGAUAUUCAUAAGAAUGUCUUUUUAAAGAAGCGUGAAGGUAUAGAUGUUGAAUACAUAUUUACAACGGAGAAGAAGAGUAGCAUGCAGCGACAGAGAUUUAACAGUUUACCAGUCAAUGAAGUACCAGAACUCUUAAAAGCAGAAUUCUUAACCAUAGAUAAUGCAAAACAAGUACAUAUUUGUACCGAUUGUGAUGUUGAAAUCGAGUUAUUUGAUGAUGUGCCUUUAAUGGAGUCAUUACAAAAGCAUUUCAGUCUAGAAGCGCAUAUGCCUAAGUUGAAACGUGAAAGUAUCGAUGUUGCAGAACCCAUUCUACUCCCGAAGAUGUCUCGUAGAUUAUCAGCUUUGGAAUGUGGUGAUAAUCAGAAUAUGGAGCAAAUAAUACAAAUGUUGAAGCCAGUUGAGAAAUUGGAUCGUUCGUACUCAACGAUGCUUGAAUCUGCAUUGAUUAAAUUGCUUCCAGAUAAUUCUGAAGCAAGUAUCGACGCUGCUAUGAAGUUCUAUCAAGAAGCGUACGACAAAUUGUGUAGUAAUAUAAGUGUGAUUGACUUUUCAACUCAAACAAGUUCAGUUGCACCAAUAAUUAUGAGUAUAAGAGACAAUGUAAAUCAAAACUUCGCCGUUGACGCAAACAAGAAUUAUGACAAUGACGAUAACGACCAUACAAAUGACAAACCAAUGAAAAAUCAAAUCAAAAAGUAUCGUUAUUAUGGACCUAUUGAGAAUAAUAUUGUUAAGUUACUCUUGAACCAUAAGUUGUUGACUUUAGUUGAUGAUAGGACUGGAAAACUAGCUUUUUUCUGUAUAACUUGCGAGUAUUAUACACUAAGAUUUAGGUAUGAUAGUGUUCUAAAUCAUGUGUUCAGCGAAACACAUAUACAUAACUUGGCUUGCAUCCUUCAAGCUGAUAAAAACAUCUCAUUCUCUAUGGGCAUACCUACAACGGACAAGAUCAAAGAUAUGAAUAAAGAUUUCUUAAGGAAUCAUUACAUAAAUGAGGAUAAUAACGGACAGAACUGCUCACUUUGUAGAGUACCUCUAGACAAUGAUUCUUUGAUAUUACAUAUCCUAGAUGAAAACCAUCUGGGAAAACUCUCCGAUAAGUUAUACAGGAAGAUGAAAGCCACUAACCCAGAUGGUCAAGUCCCCGAAGAAUGGGGACCGAAAUCCCUAGAUUGGACUAAAUUUUUAGCCAGUAGCGGCAAACCUUUGAAUAAUAGAGACCAUGUUGUUAUUGAAAAUUUCAUUAAACCAUCCGGAAAGAUUGCUAACUACUGUCUAUGCUGUGAUAUGACCUUGAAAGGUCCUCGACAGGUAUUAUUCAACCAUAUUCGUCAGAAGAAGCAUCUCAGGAAUGCAGCUCCGCACAAAUUGACAAUGUUGUAUAAAAAUUAUUGCCGACCGAGUGAAUAUUUUGCAAGUUUCGGCAAUCAUUACAUUUGUACAAUAUGCCCUGAGUAUAUCGCCUUACCAUCGUUUGCAGCGAUCGUGGAACAUUUUGAAAGCAAUUUGCAUAUUGAAACGAUUGCCAAAUUGAUACGUUCCGCACUUUAUGAUGUUGAUGAAGGGUUGUUUAUUAUGAAUAAAAUAUCUACGGAUGUUUUUAAAUGUGAUUUCUGUGAUGUUGUGUUUAAUAACGCGAACGAAGCUGUGAAACAUGUUUUAACUAAUUUGGAACACCAGAAUGCCUUAGCUGAUGUGAAAGUUGGGUCAAACAAAGGUGAUAUUAUAAGUGUUUAUAUGCAUGGAAAUUAUAUCUUGCACAGUGAAGGGGCUACAUUUAAUUGUGAGCCGUGUAAAAGUGUUUUUAGCUCUAUACGUUCUUUGUUAAUGCAUUUAGUUUACGCGGAACAUUUCGCUAAAAGGCCAACAUCGGAGAAUCUGUUCCGUUUCUAUUUGGAAUUGAAACAUAACAUAAAUAUGCUAGCUAGGAACAAGUAUGUUUAUUAUGAAUUCGGGAAAUUGAAGUGUGGGGUUUGCGAUGCUGAUGUUGAAGACAAUGAGAACGCUAAGAAACAUGUUGUGUCACUGCGUCAUAAAGAAAUUAUGGGGGCCAGUUAUGUUAAUAUUAAUUUGGAUGUGUCUGCAAUGGAAUAAGCUAUGAAUGCCGCCCGUACAAACUUCGUUGAAGUGUUUUAAUAAUAAUUAUGUUGAUAUAUAAUGUAUUUUACAAGGCGGAUAUAAAGUGAGUGAAGUUUUAAUAAAAUUGAAAUAAUUUUUUUUAUA